CUCAGACUCGUGGGCUUGAGGAGUCGCGCCCGCAAUCCAGGAGUCGCGCCUCGCGUUGUGGGCUCCCGCUUGCCGCCCUUGGCCCGCUCACUUGCCCGCCACUUGCUUCACGUGCCAAUUUUGAUCGCAGCCUCCUCUGGCCAUCCGCCGCCGCCACGGUUUGCUCGCCCGCCACUGCUCGCCCGCCACCGGCCCUCAGCGCCGUCGCUGGCCGACGCCAGAGCCGAGGCAGCGAGUCACGAGGCCCGUAGUACACCCCCUUCCUCAUUGCAAAGCCAAGGGCAGGAUGGCGGGCAUCCUGGAGGCGCUGCCCGCCAGCAAGCGCUUCGAUUUAGUGGGCCCGGCAAAAUGCGUCACAGCGCUGGAGGCAGACCACACUGGCAGCCGGCUGGUGGCGGGCGGUAAUGACUACAUGUGCCACCUGUUCGACUUUGGCGGGCUCAAGGCCGACGGCAAGAGCUUCCGCAGCUUUGAGGUCACAGAGGGGCAUCCUGUCGUUGCGGUCAGCUGGUCGCCCACCGGCGACGCUUUUCUGGUCGUCACCUCUUACAGCCAGCCAAAGGUGUACAGCCGGGAUGGCAAGGAACUGGGAGAGUUCCCCAAGGGCGACAUGUACAUCAGGGACUUGAAGAACACCAAAGGCCACAUCACCAACUGCACGGGCGGCUGUUGGCACCCGAUGGACAAGACGACUGUACUGACUUGCUCGCAGGAUGGCACACUGAGGGUGUGGGAUGUGAUGGAGUUGCAGCAGAAAACCGUCAUCAAGCCGCAGCUGGCCAAGCCAGGGCGUGUGUCUGUGACAGGCUGCAGCUACUCGGCAGAUGGGCGAUUAAUAGCUGCUGGCCUUGCAGAUGGCACGCUGCAGCUGUGGGAUGUGCGAGGAAAGUUUGGGCAGUCGGCUGCCAUUGGACUGGUCCCUGUGCCCAGAGCGCAAAUGGUUGCAAAGCAAAGUUGGACAUAUGCAUCCACCCCAGGGCAUGUAGCUCGUGGGGCACACGCAGCAGGCAGCGACAUAACUUGCGUGUGCUUCUCGCUCAGCGCACAGAAUUUGCUGUCACGGGGAGGAGAUGGUACGAUCAAGCUGUGGGACCUGCGCAAGUUCAAGUCCCCAGUGUGCCAGGCCGGCAAGCUGCCAUGCAACUAUGGCUCAACUCAGUGCUGUUACAGCCCAGACGAGAAGUUAGUUCUGACAGGCACUUCAGCCGAGGCCAAGGACAGCACCGGCUCGCUAGUUGUGCUCAGUGCUGCUUCACUGGAGAUGCUGGGGGAGGUGGCGGUUGAUGGCAGUGCGGUAGCUGUGCAGUGGCAUGCACGCAUCAACCAGAUAUUUGUGGGGUGCGGGGGCCGCAGUGGAGGGUGCGUGCGCACAUUCUACGACCCCAAGCUGUCUUCCAAGGGUGCAGUGCUGGCAGCCUCGCGCGCUCCCCGAACAAUCACCACCGACUUCAUGCAGCUGUCUGCACCGAAGAUCUACAACCCCAACGCACUUCCGCUCUAUCGGGAAGACCUCCCUGGUCGGCCACUUCCGAAGAAACGGCGGAAAGAGGUGGAGGACGAGAAGCACAAGUACACACCAUCAGGAGGGAGCAUGGCCAAGGGAAUGGGCGCGGGUGGAGCUAUUGGUGCUACUGGUGGCACCCUGCUCACACAGCAUGUGCUCAAGCAGCAGGGAGGCCUGAAACCUCCGAGCGAGGAGGAUGCAAGGCAGGCCUUCCUCCGCCACGCCGACAAGAAGGAGGACGCUUUCUCCAGGUUCACUGAAGCGUACCGCUCCACGCAGCCAACAAGAGUGUAUGCCGAGGAGGAGGACGAGGAGGAGCCGCCGGAGGAGAAGUAGGCUUGAUGCAUUUGGGAGGUUCCAAGUCCAAGACUGCACGCCAGAAACUUGUCCCAAGCAAUUGUCCCAGUCAAUUCAGGUUGAAAGAUGGGGGGCCAGCCUGCGGCGCAUGCGAGGUGCCAGCCUGGCGGCGAGCCCACCCCAGUGCCCCUGAUUCAUCAAGUUCCAGAUUAAACUCUUGACCUCCCUGUCUCCUUCUUCUCGUGGAUGUUUGGCAUGCCAACCCAUACCAUGCCCCGUCGGUUCAUCACCACGGGCUCUCUGAACGCAGCACGCCUGCAAAUUGCCACUAGGCAAAUGAGUGCAACAGAAGUGGUUCGCAAUUACCUCUCCGGCUUGCGCCGAUUAGAACCACAGCUGAACAGCUUUAUUGCUGUCGAUGUGGAGCACGCCCUGUCGCAGGCGGCAGCCAUAGACAAUCAGCUGGCAAAGGGUGAAGAAAUAGGGCCGCUGGCUGGCGUCGUCAUGGGCAUCAAGGACAACCUGUGCACCCAGGGACUGCAGACAACAGCAGGCAGCAAGGAGCUGCGGGGCUAUGUGCCGCCUUAUGAUGCCACGGCGGUGGCGCGCCUGCGGGCUGCUGGAGCUGUGGUGGUGGGCAAGACCAACAUGGACGAAUUUGGCAUGGGCAGCAGCUGCGAAAACUCGGGGUUUCAGCCCACCUUCAACCCUUGGGACACGGACCGCGUGCCAGGGGGCAGCAGCGGUGGAUCUGCUGCGGCGGUGGCCGCCAACCAGUGCAUCGCGGCACUGGGCAGCGACACAGGUGGCAGCAUCCGGCAGCCUGCCUCCUUCUGUGGUGUGGUUGGCGUCAAGCCUACAUAUGGGCGUGUGUCACGCAAUGGUCUGGUGGCCUAUGCGUCCUCCCUGGACUGCGUGGGGCCCAUUGCCCAGACAGUAGCAGAUGCGGCGGCUGUGCUGUCCGUCAUUGCAGGUCCUGACAGUGCAGAUGCCACCUGCAGCCAGCGACCUAGCGAGGACUUUACGGAGGGACUGGUCCCCCUGGAACAGCUGAGCAGCAAGCCGCUUGCAGGGCGGCGGCUGGCGGUUAUCCAGGAGACGAGCGGAGAGGGGGUGGCAGAGGCGCUGGCCGCGGCAAUCAAACAUUUGCAAGAACUUGGGGCUGAAGUGUCGCUAACUUGUUUUGGUGUGGGCUUGCCCGCAUAUUAUGUUAUCGCAUUGUCAGAGGCAUCCAGCAACCUGUCACGCUACGAUGGCGUGCGGUAUGGUCAGCGUGCAGAGGCAGAUGAGCUGCGCAGCAUGUAUGGCAAGACCAGGCACAACGGCCUUGGCAGCGAGGUGGCGCGGCGCAUUCUCAUGGGCACGUAUGCUCUGUCGGCAGGAUACUAUGAUGCCUACUACAAGCGCGCGCAGCAGGCAAGCAGCCAGAAGGGUGGGGCUCUCUGGUACUCGUGUGGAGAGAUGCCGCGCCCUUUGGUGCGCACACUGGUUCAGCGGGAAAUGGGCUCGGCGCUGCAGCAGUAUGAUGCACUGCUGUGCCCGGCAGCGCCUACAGCAGCAUACCGAGUGGGAGAGAAGACCAGCGACCCACUGGCCAUGUACAAGGGCGAUCUGAUGACCGUAAACCUCAACCUGGCUGGCCUGCCAGCAGUGUGCUUGCCAUGCGGCUUUGCCGAACAGCCUUCUGGCGGCACGCUGCCGGUGGGCAUGCAGAUGAUUGGGCGCGCCUUUGGGGAGGGUGAUCUGCUGCAGUUGGCCCACAUUUUUGAACAGACUGCGGCAGUGAUGGCCCUCCGGAGACCUGCUGUGUAUUUUGAGGCCUAGUCCAGUCCAACUUGUGGCAGAAGUUGCACAAAUAGCCCGCUGUUUUGAGGGCAGAAUGUGUCAAAAUCAUUUGAAAAUUGGAGAAAGUGAGAGCAAGAGAACAGCAAUUGGCGUCCUUAUCUCUCAAAGUCCUUGGUAAAUCCUUGGUCCUUCUGGUCAUCUCAGUCCUUCUGGUCAUCUCCCGCCUUGACGGGAACCCGCUCUGCCAGAACUUCGCCAGUCUUCUUCAGGUAGCGCACUUUCUUGCCAUCAACCUCCUUGAAGCCGACGCGGCUGGCCACCUGCUGCGCCGUGGAGUAGACGGCCACAUUGGAGUGGUGCACGGGGAACUCCUUCUUCACAAUCUGCCCCUGCUCCCCCUGCUGCGCCGGCUUGACGUGCUUGGUCUUGAUGUUGACGCCCUCCACCACCACCUCGCCGCGCUUGGUGUUCACCUCCACCACUGUGCCCACCGUGCCCUUGUCGCUACCGGCAAUCACCUUUACGGUGUCGCCCUUCCGGACGUGCAUGGACACACGCUGCGGCUUGCCAUUCUGGUUCAGCUCAAGGUGCUCCCACUUCUUGCCGGGGCCAAUGACGGCUGCGCGGAUGACGAGCGUGCGUGGGGCCGACGGUUGCUGCCGUGGUGUGGCCUGGAAGGGCUUGCUGGUGCCCAGGAAGUGACCUUGCAUAGCUGCAGCGGUCAUGGCCCCUCUCGUGAAAGCGUGCUCCCUGCCCGACAAGAGCU
This is a messenger RNA of Chlorella variabilis, 4352 nucleotides long. RefSeq lists its product as hypothetical. The transcript has 27 exons. Gene Ontology annotation, molecular function: glutaminyl-tRNA synthase (glutamine-hydrolyzing) activity. Gene Ontology annotation, biological process: translation. Gene Ontology annotation, cellular component: glutamyl-tRNA(Gln) amidotransferase complex. The record is from RefSeq and is a predicted model, not a curated record. The coding region runs from base 2048 to 3625 and encodes 525 amino acids. NCBI's taxonomy places the organism in Eukaryota, Viridiplantae, Chlorophyta, Trebouxiophyceae, Chlorellales, Chlorellaceae.